Molecule: messenger RNA, 5003 nt
Organism: Zingiber officinale
Lineage: Eukaryota; Viridiplantae; Streptophyta; Magnoliopsida; Zingiberales; Zingiberaceae
Product: putative disease resistance protein RGA1
Exons: 5
Coding region: 181-3633 (1150 amino acids)
Biological process (GO): defense response to other organism
Molecular function (GO): ADP binding
Source: RefSeq, a predicted model, not a curated record
GAUAAUUUUAAAGCUUUAGAAGGAAAUUUUGGAAAGUAUAUAAAUUAGAGAAGUAAGUGAAAAUUUUCCAUAAUAAUUUUAUUUAAAAUAUGAUAUUUAAACUUAAUUUCAGAAAUUGCGAGCAAGAAAUUCCCUUCUCCGAUUCAGAGCAAGAAAUCCACCGCCAUCAGCCUCAGGGAUAUGGCCGGCGUGGGCAUGUCGGUGGUUGAAUGGUUUGCGACUUACGUGAUGGACAAGCUGGUCGAUUUCGCCUCCUCCCGUCUCGCUGACCCUCACCGUGAUGUCUUCUCGGUCGUCGAUGAGAAGCUGAAAGAGAUGGAGGGCAGACUUCCCCGGAUCCACGCUGCGAUCCACGCCGCUGAGGGGCGGCCAAUCAGGGACCCUGCGCUUGCCAGUUGGAUGAGGCAACUCAAAGACGCCGCUUUCGAAGCGGAUGACUUACUGGACGAGUUGGAUUACAGGCAACUGGAAGCUCGGGUGCAGGACAGGAGCAAGGUGAGUGCUUUCGCCUCCUCAUCUCUUAGAUUUCUCAAGAAUCUGUUUGUUUCGGAUGAUGAACUGAGGAGGUUGAAGAAUAUCUUGGGGGAUCUCGAUAAGAUUUCUUUAGAGAUCAACCAGAGAAAGGCUGAACUGGAAGAGUACAACCACGCAAGGCAGCAGAACAGGGAGACCAGCUCAUUCAGCACGCAGGAGGUGGUGUUUGGGAGAGACAAAGAGCGGGACUUGAUCUUGGAGAUCCUUCUGAGCGCAGGAGAUGGGCCUGAUUAUGACGACACAAAGAGAGCGGGGAGCAGCCGCCACCUCGCGAAUCUUGAUGUGCUACCAAUUUUAGGCAUUGGAGGCGUAGGGAAGACUACUCUAGCGCAGCUUGUUUACAGUGACCAAAGGGUCGCUCAGCAUUUUGAGCUCAGGAAGUGGGUGUAUGUCUCGGACAAUUUUGAUGUCAAAAGGAUCGCCAUGGAGCUGGAAACCAACGUGACUUCUGAUUCCCACCCUUUCCGCGACGCUAGUUUGGAUGCACAGCUAUGCAAGCUCAGGGACGCCACUGCAAAUAAAAGGUUUUUGUUUGUGCUUGAUGAUGUGUGGGAUGAGAUAGAAAGCAGUUGGACAAAACUCCGGAGUGCCUUAACAUUUGGGAGCAAAGGAAGUACCAUUCUGAUCACAACACAAAGUCCAUUAGUCGCAGAGAUCAUGGGGACUGUGAAGCCAAUCAAACUAGAACUUCUCGAGGAAGAUGAUUAUUGGAGACUCUUUGAGCAUUGUUCAUUAGGUGAUAAGGAGAUCGAUCUGGAUUUAAGAAGGAAGUUGGAGUUACUUGGUCAACAGAUAGCUAAGAAAAUGCAUGGCUUACCUUUAGCAGCGAAGACAGUCGGUAGUAUGUUGCGUUGCAGAUUAGAAGAGCAAUAUUGGAAAGCCAUCCAAGAAAGUGAAUGGUGGGAGCAUGAUUUUGUUGUGGAUAACAUACUUCCAUCACUGGGGCUGAGUUAUCAACAUCUGAGCUCAAAUUAUAAACAAUGCUUUGCCUACACUUCCAUAUUCCCAAAGGGCCACAUGUUCAACAAAGAACGGUUAGUCCAGAUGUGGAUAGCUCAAGGUUUUAUCCAGGAAAAAACUCUGCGAGGGAGAAUGACAUUGGAGGAUAUUGGGAGCCAGAUUUUUGAUGAAUUAACCAGCAGAUACUUCUUUAUGCGUACAGUGAAUGAUAGGUAUGUCAUGCACGAUCUGAUCAGGGAAUUAGCAGUGUGUGUUUCCAUUGAUGAAUGUUUAGUGCUCCAUGAUGAACAUGUCAAAAUUCCAGCAACUGUUUGCCACUUGACACUGAGGGUUGUUAAAAUGAAUGCGCUACCAGAAUUGAGAAAGUUGCAGAAAUUGCGAACACUUAUAUUCUAUCCUGAGUAUGAUAGUGAAUUUCUACUCUUACCAAGGGAUGGUUCUAAAGAGUUUUUCAAAUUUCUGGAAGGACUAUUGGAAGAUAUGAAGAGUCUCCGAGUGAUAGAUUUAUCACAAGAUCGCAGUGGGAUAAACAAACUACCAGAUGCUAUCUGUGAUCUGCCUCAUCUGCGAUACUUGGAUGUUUCUUGGACUAAGAUCAAGCAGUUGCCUAAAGGUUUUCCAAAACUUUAUCAUCUGCAAGUGCUGAAUUUGAAGAGGCGUGGCACCUUCAGUAUUCUACCACAAGGAAUGAACAGGCUAAUCAAAUUGCGACAUUUAUAUGCUGAUGCUAACACAGUAUCUCUAAUACAUGGGAUUGGGAAGUUGACCGAGCUGCAGGAGUUGGAAGAAUUCCAUGUUUCAAAUAAGAGAGGGCGUCAAAUAGAAGAGUUGAAGGACCUAAGAUAUCUCCGAAGACGACUAACUAUCCAAGAUAUUCAGAAUGUUGAAUCAAAGGAAGAGGCAGUGGGGGCAAACUUAGAUGACAAGGAGAACCUUCAUGAACUGAUAUUGAACCGAAAGCCUGAUAUUAGAAGCCAAGGAGACAAGGAAAAGGAGAUACUUGAUGGCCUUCAACCACAUCACAAUCUCAAAUCACUUGAAAUUCAUCAUUACGGUGGUAUGAAGUCCCCAAGUUGGUUGGAGAACAAUCAGAUCACCAAUCUUGAAUUUGUCUAUCUAAAUAAAUGCGCUAGGUGGGACACUCUUCCUCCUCUUGGGAAACUUCCAUUUCUCAAGAACUUGGUAUUCAAGAUGAUGCCUUCAAUACAACGAAUUGGAAGGGAAUUCUUUGGUGAUGGUGAUACAGUCUUUCCUUCAUUGGAGAAACUGAUAUUUGACCAGUUAAAUGAAUGGGAAGAGUGGUCUGGCACAGAUAAAAAGUCAGUUUUUCCUCGCCUUUUUGAAAUCAACAUCAUAAAUUGUGUCAAGCUAAGACAAAUACCCCUUCUCCCUUUGAGAUCAAUGAGUGUUCUUAAAAUUUGGAAUUGCGGUGAUAUUGGCACCACACUGCCUCAGUAUCUGCUCCAUUUAACCUCCCUAGUCGACUUAUCAUUGGAAAAUUACCCUCACAGAGUAUCUGUUUGCCUGUCCAACCUUACGGCCCUCAAAAAUUUGGAGCUGCAAAAUUGCCCAGAGUUGAUUUUACUCGGUGGAUUUCAAUCCCUCGGUAACCUGAAACUUUUAAAAGUAACAAAAUGCCCCAAGCUAAAUGAAUCCUCACAGCCUUUAGAGGAACCAUAUGUGGAAGAGGGUUUGAGAUCUCUUUCUUAUAUUAUUACUGACGAGAGUAUUAUCAACCAUGUCUGGGUCAUAGUGGGAAGGGCACAAGCUGUGAAGUCGUUAAUUUUAGCGAACUGCGAGCAUCUUAAACACUUCAAGCCAGAGCUGGAGGAAUGGUUUCAGCAAUUAACUUCCCUACAAGAGCUGCAGUUUGUGAGUUGUCCAGAUCUGCAAAGGCUUCCUGCUAAUCUGGAAACUGUUUUCUCCAUCAGGAGGUUAAUCAUCACCCAUUGCCCCAGUAUUGACUCACUGCCAGAGAAUGGCUUGCCGAUCUCGCUCAAAGAAUUGAAGAUCUAUGGAUGUAGAAAAUUGAAAGAUCGGUGCCAAAAGGAUGACGGACCCGACUGGCCAAAGAUUGCGAUGAUUCCCCACAUAGUCAUCGAAGGUGAAGUGAUAUCAGGAGCUGAAGAAGCUGCUUAGUUUCGGUUUAAUCCAUGGAUUCCGCCGGUACGCCUCAAAAAAGAAGAGAUUUUUUUUCAUCAUCAUCUCUCUAUCUUCUCGUUCCUGGUGGAUUUCUUCCCAUGUUCUGGGAUAGCUAGACCUGGUGGUGGCGUAGAGACGAAGAAGAGCAAGCAAUCUGCUAUUGCUAAGCAGAUUGUGCUCAAUCUCUUUGUAAAGAUCUCUACUUUCCUUAGUUUUAUCGUCACUUUCCUUUUUUGAUUUCUUUGGUUGCUCUUAUAGCUGGAUCUUCUAUUGAAAAGCAGAUUGUGCUCAAUCUCUUUAUGACGAGCUCUAAUUUCCCAAAUUUUAUUAUUAUUAUUUUCCUUGAUUUGGAUUUCUUCGGCUGCUCUUGGUAGCUCGAGAGCUAGCGCUGGUGGUGACGUAGAAAGGAAGAAGACUGGAGAGCUAGGGCAGGUGGAGGCGUAGAGAGGAAGAGCGUAGCAAUCUCUCAUUGAGCAUUGGGGAGAUCUUGAUGAAUGAGAGAAAUAUCAUCGACAACUAACUGGGACUAGCAUUUGGCACGAAGCCUUGCACAUUCAUUAAAGUAACAUUUGAAGAAUAUAGCGACUUCCCAAUCUCUACAUCAUGGCACAGAGAACAAAUGCCCUCAAUCACAAUGGAGGCACUGUCAAGGUCGGCACAACUGGCACAAUCAGUUCCUUGAUGACUCGAGAGUUAGAAUCCAUCAAACGCCCAGACCAAACAUGCCCUCCCACACAGCGAAAACAACAAACAGCGCCUGUGUCCAUACCCUGUGUUGCUAAUCCGAGGAAAGCAUUGCAGAAAAGAAACCAAAUUAAUGAACAAGGAAGCAGCAGCAACUACAAUGGCGGCGGUAGAAAUACAGGGCACGCUAAUUGUGCAAGCAACAUCAAAGGUCACAAGCUUCGGCAUGCGCCACGAAAAAAUGGACACAAGAUUCCAAUGCUAGUAUCUGAUGGUAGUCCGAUGGACCAAACUCUGAACAAUUUUAAGGCAGAAAAGAAAGCACACUCUUACAUCGUGGAGGUUGUAGACCUAAAGUGCAGCAAUCCAAUGAGCACCCGGUUGAAGAAACUUGGCUUCUCCAAGCUCUCUGAAUCAAUAUCCUAGCUCUCGGAAUCAAUAUCCUAUUGCAGCAAUCCUUGUGACAUCACUAGAACAAUCAUCCACCUACUUGAGCCUGGCUUCAAAUUAGAUUUUAUGUUUCACAUCAGAAUCCAGAUCCAAGUGAUUUUUUCCAUGGUCAACUACCUUAUUUUCGGUUGAUCUCCAAUCUGAAUUUGCUGUGAUGCAAAAUGGUGUUCUGUGUUGCUAAUUUUGUUCAGUAGCUUAGAUUUACUAGUGCAUCUGAGACAACAGCUUUGGCA